Messenger RNA from Mustela erminea (ermine), 3507 nucleotides. RefSeq names its product family with sequence similarity 43 member A (gene FAM43A). The transcript has a single exon. The coding region runs from base 1017 to 2306 and encodes 429 amino acids. Lineage: Eukaryota; Metazoa; Chordata; Mammalia; Carnivora; Mustelidae. The record is from RefSeq and is a predicted model, not a curated record.
UCGCGCCGGCCUAUAUUUACCCGAGAUCUUGCUCCGGGACCGCAAGGAUGUGAGGCUGGCGAGCCGGCUACCGCUUGCAGCACCGGAGGGGCGCGCCGCAAGGGCGGGCAGCAGACCUUGGGGACCUCGGGAGCGGAGUCGGACCCCCCCCCCCGGAGGGAAGAAAUGAGGUAGCGACCGUCCCCGGAGCCGACCAUGCGCGCGCCCCGCCCUCGGCGCCCCACGCUGCCCUGGCGGAGCCAGCCGGGACAGUGAGCCCGCCGAGUCCGAGUCCCUGCGUCGGGCCGGAGCGAAGAUGCAGUGAGCCACCGCCGGAGUGCUGCGCCGGGCCCGCCGCGGCCAACCGGGGCAGCAUCUGACCGCACUCGGGGCAAGCCGCACAUUCUGGGAUCAACCCCGCCGAGGGGCUCUCGGUUUCCAGCACCCCCUAGGGGAGGGAACCCGGACCCCUGGGCACACUCGCUAUCGAGUUUCCGCUCUUUCUAGUUCCAGCCUUGGGGAGUGUGUGUGUGUGUGUGUGUGUGUGUGAGAGAGAGAGAGAGAGAGAGAGAGAGAGAGAGCGCGAGCGAGCGCGGGGGCCCUUUCCAGGUUCACCGAAGAGUUCCUGCAUAUUCUCGCCCCGUCCCGGCUGCUUUGGCUGGGGCUCCCUCUGCGCGCGCGCAUCUCUUAUUAACGUUCCACUCUGAUUUCGUCUUUCUCUCAAUUUGCUUGCCUAAGACUCUUUGCCCUCGUCCUUGCCCUGGCUGGGGUAAAUCUGUGCACGCUCCUCCCCGGCCCCCCGCCCCCAACUCGCAGCUGAUUAUUUUCUUCUCUUUUAAAAUUUUAACCCGUACCCACUUCGGCGGGGUCCCUGAGGACGAUACUCCCUAAGCCCCUCUCUACCAGUGGGCCACUCCCAGCUUAGUUUUAUUUUUCUGUCUUGCCCGGGCCGAGCCCGGCCAGGGCGGGUGGCUCAACGGGGCUCGUACCCGGCGCUCCGCCGCCGCCGCCCAUCUGCGCGGGGGCGCCCUCCGGAGAUGCUGCCGUGGAAGAAACACAAGUUCGAGCUGCUGGCCGAGGCGCCGCCACGGCAGGCGUCCAAGCCUAAGGGCUACGCGGUGAGCCUGCACUACUCGGCGCUCAGUUCGCUGGCGCGGGCGUGCCCCGAAGGCGCGCUCAGCCGGGUGGGCAGCAUGUUCCGCUCCAAGCGCAAGAAGCUGCACAUCACCAGCGAGGACCCCACUUACACUGUGCUCUACCUGGGCAAUGCCACCACCAUCCAGGCGCGCGGCGACGGCUGCACUGACCUAGCGGUGGGCAAGAUCUGGAGCAAGAGCGAGGCUGGUCGUCAGGGCACUAAGAUGAAGCUGACUGUGAGCGCGCAGGGUAUCCGCAUGGUGCAUGCUGAGGAGCGCGCGCUGCGCCGCCCGGGCCACCUUUACCUACUGCACCGCGUUACCUAUUGCGUGGCAGACGCGCGGCUGCCCAAGGUCUUCGCCUGGGUAUACCGGCACGAGCUCAAGCACAAGGCGGUAAUGCUGCGCUGCCACGCGGUGCUGGUGUCCAAGCCCGAGAAGGCUCAGGCUAUGGCCCUGCUGCUGUACCAGACGUCGGCCAACGCGCUGGCGGAAUUUAAACGGCUCAAGCGGAGGGACGAUGCGCGUCACCAGCAGCAGGAGCUGGUGGGCGCGCACACCAUCCCGCUAGUGCCUCUGCGCAAGCUGCUCCUGCACGGACCCUGCUGCUAUAAGCCACCGGUGGAACGCAGCCGCAGCGCGCCUAAGCUGGGCUCCAUCACCGAGGACUUGCUCGGUGAACAGCAGGAGCAGGAGCUGCAGGAGGAAGAGGAAGAGGAGCGCACGGAGAGCUGCCUGGAGGAGGAGGAGGAGGAGGAGGAGGUGGACCGUGCUGAGGAGGGGGACGCGGCAGCGGAAGAGGCCGAGGCGCAGCGAGCGCUGGUGGUGGCCAUGCACUUGGAAUGCGGGGACUUGCUGGACACACUGGAAAGUGGCCGCGAGGAGGCACUAGGGGGUGGCGGGGUCUCCCUGGGCCCUGGGGCUGGGCCGCCGCCUCUGCUGCUGGGCAGCGCCUCGGACAUGAAGGCCGAGCUGUCUCAGCUUAUUAACGACCUGGGAGAACUCAGCUUCGGCAACGACGUGCGCAGCCUGCAGGCCGACUUGCGGGUGACGCGCCUGUUGUCCGGCGAGAGUACCGGCAGCGAGAGCUCCAUCGAAGGCGGGGGCCCGGACGCCACCUCCCCUGCUACCGCAGCCGACCGGUCGGGCCCUAACGACGGCGCCAACCCAGAGGAGCCCCACUCGGGUUGAGAUCUCAGCAGCCCCCUGUGAGCACCCCUCGCGCCCCCGUGACUCCCCACCUGUCUUUUGGACAACACACAUCUCCUCCGUCCCCCGCCCGCCCCCAGGAAAGGGGAAAUGGGACACUUGAGGCCCAGAGUUACCCUGGCCCUCUCCUUCAGCACACUUGGCUCUGUUUGAAGCGGGGCUCAGGUUGCGUGUGGAGAUGUGCUAGGGGUCAGACUGCACGGAGGGAGAGACAGGGCUGGGGGCGUGAGGGUGGAGGGCAGGCAGACGGUGAGAAAAGGGCCCGCUGGUUAGCAAGGGAUGCCUGCCAGCUGGCCAGUUUCCUGUUUGUGGGGCAGCUGGGGCCUGAGGAAGAGGGGUUAAUUUCCUCCCCUGACCGGACCCAGUAACAGGGAGCGGCCUAGCGCUGUCAUUGACAUGUCAUUAAAAAACAUUUUUUUUUCUCUCUCUCGCAACGUUUUAGGCUGUAAUGCCACCUCCUUGCCCCCAGUCUUUUUGGUGCGAGAGCUUGGGUUGUUUACCUCAGACUCAGACCCUUGAAAUUCUGCCAAAUUCCUCAAAUAAUUGUUUGGGGAUGGAGGUGGGGGGAAAUGGAAGAAAGUUGCAUUUUGUUUACAGUUAAAGACGUCUAAUAUCUUUAAAACAACAAAAAGAGUUUUCCUUUAAAAACACACCUUCCUUCUGCUCAAAAGAUCUCCCUCCAUGAUCCUGUGUAAAAUAUUUUGCACUGUUGUGAAGUAUUUUUGACAUUUUUUUUUGUACAUAACUGUGUUCCCAGAGCUAAAUGUUUAUAUCUUUUGCUGUGCAAAAGGGACAUGUAAAAUGUUGUUCAGCUGUAUAUACAGAAAUGGGUAUAAAACAUUUUGUUAUUUUUUAAGAGUAGCACUGCUCUGGUUGUGUUUGCACGCCAGUGGGGAGAGAAUAAAGAGGACAAUGUCACAGAACAGGUGAGCGUCUGGAAGUGCUGCUGAAAAUUCUGGGGGGCCACAGGUCUGGAAGAGGGCCUGGCCAUUGGUGCCAUGGCGCGGUAGGACAGGGUUUGGCCUUCACGGUGCUUGGAGGUGAUUCCAGAACCCGCUGUUUGCGUAGUCCAGGGCCUCUGUCGCUCUCCAGCAGGGUGGGCGCUGCGGCUGGGGCCAGCCCUUGCUUUCUCUUUGAGCCUAUCCUCCCAUAUUCUUUAUGCAGUAAACUGUGGCGGUGUGGA